CUUUUUUCUUCCCCUGGUAGUAUCAGAGGGUCGAUACGCAUGUGCAUGAAUUAAAGAUUUUUUUCUCCAAUUAUGCGUACGAGUACAACUUUUGCAGGCAUCUUUUGAGACUUGAGAAUUUCAUGGUAUUCUGUGUGAACGACUGAUGGCCGUCAUGUUAUUAAAUGCUGCGGGAUGUGUACCGAUGCGCUUUGUCGGAUUAAGUUGGAGUGGCAGCAAAUAACGCGUUUUCCGCCAUGGAGCCACAUCUGAACCGAUGAUGGUUUUAGUUCGUCUGUAAUACUGCCCGGACUACAGGUAAAAGUCUUUGUCCACCCUGGUGCCGUGGAGUGGAUCCUGACUGAAGCUGUGCGGCUACCGCAGGGAUCAAGAGCGCGCAGCUGAUAUGGGUCCUGCUGUGUGUGGCAAGAGAUUAGCGGGCCUCAUCUUUCUCCAAGCCUCUUCACUUGUGAUGUUCGGUUCUGGUGAAAGGAUGUGCCCCUAUAGCUGCAACUGCGAGGGAAAGAUCGUCCAUUGUGAGUCAUCCGGCUUCCAGGACGUCCCUGAAAACAUUUCUGUUACUUGCCAAGGUCUGUCCCUGCGCUACAAUAACCUGCACACAAUGCUCCCCUACCAGUUUGCCCAUCUCAACCAGCUGCUCUGGCUCUAUCUGGACCACAACCAAAUUGAAUUUGUGGAUAGCCGUGCUUUUCAGGGGGUGCGGCGGUUGAAGGAGUUGAUCUUGAGCUCUAACCGGAUAUCACAGCUGCACAAUGUCACGUUCCACGGAGCACCAAACCUCCGCAAUCUCGAUCUCUCCUAUAAUAAGUUGCAGGAGCUGCAGCCAGGCCAGUUUUUUGGUCUUCGAAAACUACAGAAUUUGCACUUGCGUUCUAACGGGCUAUCUACCAUCCCUGUCCGGGCAUUUCUGGAGUGCAGGAGUUUGGAAUUUCUGGAUUUGGGCUACAAUCGGCUUCGUGUUGUCACUCGCACUGCAUUCCUGGGGCUAUCUCGACUAAUGGAACUCCACCUGGAGCACAAUCAGUUUUCAAGAAUCAACUUCUUUCUCUUUCCUCGUCUGGUAAACCUUCGUUCCUUAUAUCUGCAAUGGAACCGCAUUCGAGCUGUCAAUCAAGGUCUUCCGUGGAGCUGGUACACCUUGCAGAAGCUUGAUAUUUCUGGCAACGAGAUACAGACACUCGAUCCUGUAGUGUUUCAAUGCCUUCCCAAUCUUCAGGUUCUCAACUUGGAGUCUAACAAACUGGCAAAUGUGACCCAACAAGUUGUGGCCGCCUGGAUUUCCCUGACAACUAUUAGUCUCGCUGGUAAUAUGUGGGACUGUGGGCCGGGCAUUUGUCCUCUUGUCGUAUGGCUCAAGAAUUUUAGAGGCACUAAGGACACCAGUAUAAUCUGCAGCAGUCCCAAGUACCUUCAAGGGGAGAAGGUUAUGGAGGCCACAAAAAACUUGAUUGACUGUGAUGAUUAUGAAAUCACCGCUCAGUCACCUUUAUAUCUCCAAACCUUCGAGCCAAGUUUUGAGCUCACCGUUGAACCCACAAUGGCUCCUACAACAUCCCCUCCACCCCUGCCUUCACCCGCUUCCGAAGCACCCAUUCCUCCUCCCCAACCGCAACCUCCUCAACGGCCCACCUUUCCCAGCCGUACACAUACACAUCCCAGGGACUCCCAUCACUGGACACCCUCAUCCUCCAACAGUAUAUUAGUGACCCCAGCUCCUGAUCCGGACAACGUUUCAUUCCACAAAAUGGUGAUGGGGGGCGUGGCGCUGUUUUUCUCUGUAUCGUUCAUCUUGUCAGUUAUUUACGUGUCCUGGAAACGAUACCCCGGUGCCACCAGGCUGCUUCAGCAGAAUUCAGUUGUGGGUCGAAAACGGAGGAAAAAGAGUCAGGAGCCAGAACAGAACCUGAGUUCCCAGCUCCAGGAAUAUUACAUGAGCUACAACCCCGCCGCCUCACCGGAAGCCAUGGAGGUGCUGGGCAAUGGGACAGGUACCUGCACCUGCACCAUAUCCGGCUCCAGGGAAUGUGAGAAUGAAUACACCUGUCCGAGACCAUUACCUGGAGCUUGGAUUGGAGACAUGCCCACAAUACACUAACAGGAAUGUUUUGUUAACCACAAAGUAAUCCACGGGCGGAUUUUUGUGCCUACCUGCAUUAUACCAAUCACAUCAACUUUUGUUCCCGUCAUGCCACUCAUAUUGUCAUUGCUUCGAGAGCGUUCCGGAUAUCCCUGAAUCAUCACAAAUUGGACAUUUGAGAGACAGAACAGCUUCGGCAAGUCCUCAGAUGCAUAUUUAACUACAAUUCUCUUUGGAUGGCCCACUUUGUUCUCAAAUUCACCAGGACAGACUUGACCAAACAGGUGGGUGUGUAGUUCAUUGGGGUUGUGAUAAAGCAUCCAGAUGGACCGCAUGGAACAGGGUCACAGCGCUCAAAUAAAGACCAAUGAAACGUAUCCAGCCUUUUAUGAAAUACCCAGUGCCAAAAUGAACUGAACUUUUGAAUGAAACUGUAUGUGGGAUCUUCACAUAGACUCUAAAUGUGACUGAACCACAGUCUUUGUUUAUACACCCUCGAAUUUAAAGCCCAUCCUUUGUUAUUUAAUGGAAAUACUCUCAAAGUUUGUGUAUAAGAAUAUCUGAUAAUAAAAAUGACUUUGAGGUAAAACUCUAAUGUUUGCUGUCUAAUACUGGAUUUGUCUUGCAGGUCCACUGGAUUUACUGUGUACAGUUUUGUUUCAUUGAGAGCCCUUUAUAACAUUAAUAGACAUUGUGCUGUUAUGGAGACUUUAAACAUGACCU
Molecule: messenger RNA, 2800 nt
Organism: Triplophysa dalaica
Lineage: Eukaryota; Metazoa; Chordata; Actinopteri; Cypriniformes; Nemacheilidae
Gene: lrrtm4l1
Product: leucine rich repeat transmembrane neuronal 4 like 1
Exons: 3
Coding region: 386-2095 (569 amino acids)
Molecular function (GO): protein binding
Source: RefSeq, a predicted model, not a curated record